AUGAAUAAAGAUGAUGUUAUAAAUUUCUUAUAUCCCACAUCUGAAGAAAAACCUAAAGAACCUGAUGUUUUCCCUGAAUAUUAUGAAGAACGGAUUAAAGAUGAUGAAUAUGAUGAAAUUGAAAGACUGGAAAAAAUAAGAGAUGAAAUAGAUGAAAAAAUUAAGGAAUUAAGAGAAGUUGAAAAAUAUAAUGAAAAUGAAGUAGAGGGUUUAAUGAAUAUCCCAGCUUCAGAAUCAGCAGUUCAAAAAUCUCAUGAAGAAAGAUAUAAAAAUUAUGUCUCAGAAUCAACACAAAAUUUAUUAGAUGGUGAAAU
This is a messenger RNA of Trichomonas vaginalis G3, 314 nucleotides long. RefSeq lists its product as uncharacterized. The annotation marks the transcript as partial. The record is from RefSeq and is a predicted model, not a curated record. NCBI's taxonomy places the organism in Eukaryota, Parabasalia, Trichomonadida, Trichomonadidae. The transcript has a single exon.